This is a messenger RNA of Nanorana parkeri, 3555 nucleotides long. It is a transcript of the gene CILP2, whose product is annotated as cartilage intermediate layer protein 2. NCBI's taxonomy places the organism in Eukaryota, Metazoa, Chordata, Amphibia, Anura, Dicroglossidae. The transcript has 8 exons. Bases 1 to 3555 code for a protein of 1184 amino acids. The record is from RefSeq and is a predicted model, not a curated record.
AUGGCAGCUUGUGUAUUUUAUGCAGAUGAAGGUGCUGCAGACUGGACCUCUUGGUUUAAUGUAGACCACCCAGGAGGUGAUGGAGAUUAUGAAUUCAUAGAGGCCAUCCGCUUCUAUUACCCACAUGGCUUGUGCCCCAGACCUGUUGCCAUUGAAGCUAGAACAACAGAAUGGGCUACCCCAAAGGAGACAAAGGAAGUUGUGCACUCUGAUCUAGAUAAAGGUUUCUGGUGCAUCAACAAAGAGCAACAGAAAGGUUACAACUGCUCUAACUACCUUAUUCGGUUUCAGUGCCCACGUGAUCUGCUGUACUGGUCACACUGGACUCCAUGGAGUACCUGCUCUUCAUCAAGCUGUGGAGAAAUGGGAAUCCAGAUAAGACGACGCUCUUGCAUCACGAUGCAGCCUGCAGUUACACUGAUCCUGGAAAAAUGCUUGGGUGAAGCUACAGAGCGAAGAAUCUGUGUGUCUUCCUCGUGUGGGAGAUGGUCUUCUUGGAGUGUUUGGACACCCUGUACAAAGACUUGUGGAGGAGGAAAAAGUGUGAGGCGCCGUAUCUGUUCCAGUAAGACAGCUUCUUGUUCAGGGCGUUCCUUUCAAAUUCAGAUGUGUGGGAAAACUCCUUGUAAAGAGAACUCUGAAUUGUUGUGCACUGGGUGUCGUUGCAGCAACUAUACUUUGUUGGGUAAAAUACAGAGCAUGCACGGCUUUGUCCUUUACAAUGCCAAGGUAUUUAUGAAUAAGAAGAUCCUAGGAGCAACAGACCAACAUGGCUUGUUUACUUUAAAAGGAGUAUGUAUGGAUUCUCCCUCAAACAUCACUGUAAAGAUGGAUGGAUUCUCCUCAGUAACUUUGCAAAGCAUGAGGAAAGAACCUAAUGUUUCCUAUUUUGAAGCUUCUUUGAAGAAAUUAGAAAAACCAUACAUGGUACAAAAUCCCUACUCAAAAAUCAGAAGAAUAGGGCACAAAGUGACCCUGUGCUGUGAAGCAACUGGAAAUCCAAUUCCCACUAAAUACUACUGGUAUGUUAAUGGAACAUUAAUAGACAAACAGAAAUUCAAGUAUGACAAGAGUUUAAUUCUAAGAAACAUUCAAGCCGCACACGCUGGAACAUAUCAGUGCAAAGCCAGCAAUGGAGUGGGGGUUAUCAGGUCCUCUGUAGCCCAUCUGGAGGUUAUAGGUAAAAAUGAAUCCCUCUGUAACAAGUCCCCAGAUGAGCAUUUGAUCAAGUUACCAACUGAUUGUUUUCAAAAUAAAACUGACUCUUAUUACUACAAUGUAGGCAAGUGUCCUAACUUGCCAUGUGUGGACCACCUAAGCUCAGAUCUCCAGUGUAAAGAUAAAAUUAACUACUGCUGUGGGGUCAAACAGAUGAAACUGCAAGAAUUGAAGUGUCCUAGAUACACUCUCCCAGUUAUGGUUGUUGUAGAAUGUGGUUGUGCUGAGUGCACCCGACAUAAGGUUAUGGUUCGUGGACGAGUGACUGCAUAUGACACCGGGGAGCCACUUCGGUUUGGUCAAAUCUUUGUGAGUGGAGAAAACAUGGGAUUUACUGGCUUUAAAGGGGAUUUCACCCUGGAAGUUCCAGAGGGAACUAAAAGAUUGGUGGUUACAUUUGUGGAUCGUCAGGAAAAAUUUGUUGAGACUAUAAAAGUAAUUCCAUUUGAUCCAAAAGGAAAUACUGUCUAUCAGGAUGUGAAAGUAAUGAGAAAAAAAGACCCAAUUGAUCUAAAUCCUACAGUGAGCAAUACAAUUUCUCUUGGAGAAUUCCUUGGCGAGGACCCUAUUGGAGAGAUUAUAAUACCACCAAAUUCCUUCAGCAGGACUUCUGGAGAAUCCUACAGCAGUACCGUUAAGGCCAGUUUAACCUUCUUGGACCCUAGAAACAUCAGCACUGCCUCUGCUGCUUCAAGUGAUUUAAAUUUUGUGAGUAGAGAUGGAAAUAUUUCUCCCCUCAGGACCUAUGGAAUGUUUCAUUUGGACUUCAGGGAGGACAGUACUAAUUCCUUGCUUCAGACUGGUAAAGUGGAGGUGAGAUUGAAUGCAGAACAAAUUAAGAUGCCUCAACAUGUCAAAGAAAUGAAACUCUGGUCAUUAAACCCACAGACAGGUCUUUGGGAAGAAGAAAGUCAUUUUAAGUUGUCAGGUGGAGACAAAAGGAGAAGAAGGGAAGAGAGGUCUUUUUUAAUUGGACAAUUAGAAAUACGGGAGAGAAGGCUUUUUAAUUUGGAUGUACCAGAGUUUAGGAGAUGUUUUGUAAAGGUGCGGGCAUUCAUGAAUGAGAAAUUUAUGCCUAAUGAACAGUUAGAAGGAAUAGUAGUGACACUAAUAAAUCUAGAACCUAUGCCAGGAUUUUCAUCAAACCCUAGAGCAUGGGGUAGGUUUGACAGUGUGGUAACAGGGAAAAAUGGAGCUUGUCUCCCUGCAUUCUGUGAUGCUGUGCAACCAGAUGCUUAUUCUGCCUAUGUCAGUGCUACAAUGGGUGGUGAAGAACUUGAAGCCGCUCCAUCUUCUCCUAAACUUAAUCCCAAUGUAAUUGGAGUGACUCAGCCCUAUUUAUCUAAACUGAAUUAUCAACGAACUGAUCAUGAAGAUUUUGCUGGUAAAAAGACAGCUUUUAAAAUUAACCUGGCCAAGCCAAACCCAAACAAUUUUGCAGAAACCCAUGGCCCCAUAUAUGCUUACAGAAACUUACGAGGUUGUGAGGAGGCUUCUAUGUCGGACAACUACUUUCGAUUUUUUAGAGUAGAAGAGGAUAAAUAUGAGUAUAAUGUUGUACCAUUUGAUGAGACAGACUUGACCUCAUGGAUUGGUAGCUACCUAUCCUGGUGGCCAAACCCACAAGAGUUUCGUGCUUGUUACAUAAAGAUUGGAAUACAGGGACCACAAGAAUACAUGAUUAGAACACGAAAUAUUGGAGGGACUCACACCCACACAGUAGGUCAGCUAUAUGGAUUUAGAGACACCCGGAGUGUAAGGGACCUGGAAGUGAAAGGCAGUUCAGCAGCCUGUCUAGAAUUCAAGUGUAGUGGAAUGCUGUUUGACCAAAAUUUAGUAGACCGAACUUUGGUCAUUGUAACACCCCAAGGAAGCUGUCGUGUUACAAAGGUCAACAGACUUAUAGAAGAAUAUCUCAGACGCCAUCCACCACUUGCACCAGGAAACAAUACUGACACAUUUAAUAUGUUGGCUCCAGUUGACCCACUAGGGCACAACUAUGGAAUUUACACAGUUACUGACCAAAACCCAAGGCUUGCAAAAGAAAUUGCCAUUGGCAGAUGUUUUGAUGGUACCUCUGAUGGUUUCUCUAGGGAGAUGAAAUCCCAAGUAGGUAUUGCUGUCACUUUUAGUUGCCAAGAGAAAGCAAUCACACGCGAAAGCUUCUUUCAGCGCUUGCUAAACAAUCCAAGUGAAACACUGCGUGAGGUCCGCCGCAGCAUGCAGGAAAAUGAACAAAGAGGGACACCUGCACGUGUUGUCCCUUAUCCUGCUCUUCAAUCUCCAGUUUCUAGCCAAUCCAAGAAGAAUUCUGCCAGUCAGAGAAGAAGACAAUGA